CAAAAAUAGAUUUAAAACCCAAAGGGAUUAAAUUGAAUAAUAAUAAGACAUCAUGGACUGGAAGCCAAAUGUUGUGUUCGAAGAGUUUGAGGUGCCGACUGAAUGGGUUCAUGAGGUUGCAGACGACACCUUAAUUGCAUAUCUACCAGGGUUUAAGAAGGAGCAACUUAACGUUCAAAUAACCAGUGGAGGAUUCUUGAGAAUAUAUGGAGAACGUUCACUCGGUGGCAACAAAAUCAGCCGAUUUUCUAAAGAAUUCCCAUUCCCAUCAAACUGUGAUUUAUCCAAAAUCAGAGCUAAUUUCAAUGGCGGCAUGCUUCGCGUUAAAUUCCCCAAAUCCACCAUCCAAGCCGAUCAAAAUCAACAAGCAAAAACAUCUCCAGAUCCAGAUCCAGGAGCUCCGCCGUCGAUGGCGGCUCCACCACCUGCAGGUUAUGCUGAUGCCGCAUUGAAACAAAACGACGCCGUUCAACAAGCUCCUCCCACGGCGGAUCUAAAGCCACACGCAGAUGAUGAUGAUAUUGAUACUUCAAUGAAACGAAAAGAUGCCGUUGAACAACAGGUUCCUCCUAUGACGGGGAUUGAAAAGGCGGGUAAGGGACUGACUCGUUCGAGAAAAAUUGUUUUGGCUGUUUUAUUGGUUGCGGUAGUUGCUGUUUAUGUUAAAAAUGUUUUAACGAGUAUAAUUAAUUAACUCGAAUCUAAAUCCGAACCUGAACUCGAAUAUUGAACCUUAUACUUUAAAUCUUGAAUUUGACCUUUUGAUUUAAGGUUUAGGGUUUAAGUUCGAGUUCGAAGUUCAGAUUUAAAAAAAUUAUCAAAAUUAUGUAUCAAUUACAUAGAAAAAAAUUAUUAAAAUAUCAUUAAAUAAUUAGAUAUAAAUAUAGGAUGA
Gossypium raimondii (Peruvian cotton) is the source of this 892-nucleotide messenger RNA. RefSeq lists its product as uncharacterized. Bases 53 to 694 code for a protein of 213 amino acids. The transcript is spliced from 2 exons. NCBI's taxonomy places the organism in Eukaryota, Viridiplantae, Streptophyta, Magnoliopsida, Malvales, Malvaceae. The record is from RefSeq and is a predicted model, not a curated record.